Molecule: messenger RNA, 669 nt
Organism: Cotesia congregata
Lineage: Eukaryota; Metazoa; Arthropoda; Insecta; Hymenoptera; Braconidae
Source: the annotation of a GenBank genome assembly
AUGUAUUUAUUAAAACUAACAAGACGACUAAGUAUUUCAUCCCGAAAAUUCACAAGUGAAUUUAACUUUGAAAGAAAGUUCAAAGUUGGCGAUAAGGUUUCGGUUGUUAGAAAAAUAACCGACGAUGAUGUACUGAAUUUUGCGAAAUUAACAAAUGAUUAUAAUCCCAUUCAUGUAAGUGCAGAGAAGAAAUUAGUACACGGCGCUUUGCUAAAUGGAUUUUUGUCCGGAGUACUUGGAACGAAACUUCCUGGACCCGGGACGAUUGUCAUGACUUUGCGACUUGUAUUACUUUUAUUCUGUGUGUCUGCUGUACGUGGAAGAGAACAUGAAAAUUCGGCAUCAGUCGUCAACAAUAUUACUCCAGAUUAUACAGAUGAUAAUUCAACAAUUACAACAGAAGCUCCUUUAGGCUGCGUCUGCGGUAUCUAUCUUUUUGAAGCGAAAAAAUUGACCAAAGAAUUACCAGAAGGAGAUCCUGUUAUCAGUCAUAAUAUUUCUGAAAAGUUUCCUAACAAUCCCGAUGGUCAUAAAUCUGCGCUAAAUCGCGAUUGUUACAAAGAACGAGCUCAUUUAUUUAUAAGGAAUGGCAGUGAUAAAUGGAUCCGGACAAACUUAUCAGCUGGUCGAGAGUAUUGCUGCAAAAACAAUCUACCUUACAAGUGUUAA